This is a messenger RNA of Synchiropus splendidus (mandarinfish), 2196 nucleotides long. Its product is annotated as N-sulphoglucosamine sulphohydrolase-like. The transcript has 9 exons. Gene Ontology annotation, biological process: heparan sulfate proteoglycan catabolic process; glycosaminoglycan catabolic process. The coding region runs from base 28 to 1632 and encodes 534 amino acids. The record is from RefSeq and is a predicted model, not a curated record. Gene Ontology annotation, molecular function: N-sulfoglucosamine sulfohydrolase activity. Lineage: Eukaryota; Metazoa; Chordata; Actinopteri; Syngnathiformes; Callionymidae.
GUAGCGAUGGGUUACUCGAGCUAACGGAUGCUGUUAGUUCCUAAAAAGUUUUUAAUCAAAGCUAUUAUGAUACAUCUGCUGAUUUAUCUCGUUUUGUCCUCUUGUCGCAUCGGAGCGUCAAAGCAUAGAAAUGUGCUUCUUAUAAUCGCUGAUGAUGCAGGUUUUGAGACAGAGGUCUACAACAACACGGUGGUCAAAACCCCAAACCUUCGCUCUCUGGCGCAGCGCAGCCUGCUGUUUAAAAAUGCCUUCACGUCUGUCAGCAGUUGUUCUCCCAGUCGCUCGACCAUCCUGACCGGUCUACCACAGCACCAGAAUGGCAUGUACGGCCUCCACCAGGGUGUCCAUCAUUUCAACUCCUUUGAUGGCGUACAAAGUUUGCCGCUGCUCCUGAGCAAGGCCAAUGUGCACACCGGCAUCAUUGGAAAGAAGCAUGUCGGUCCCGGGUCAGUGUACCCCUUCGACUUUUCCUACACCGAAGAAAACAACUCCGUCUUGCAAGUUGGGAGAAACAUAACCAGGAUCAAACUGCUGGUCCGCAAAUUCUUCCAAACCCAUAAAGAAGAAGUCUCAAAGAGAAAUGGGGACAAAGGAGGAGAUGCUUCAAAUGAAGAAGAGAGGCCUUUUUUCCUUUAUGUUGCAUUUCAUGACACCCACAGAUGUGGACACUCACAACCUCAGUAUGGAGCGUUCUGUGAGAAGUUUGGGAAUGGUGAGACGGGGAUGGGAAGGAUUCCUGACUGGACACCGGAGUAUUACACACCAGAGCAAGUGAAGGUUCCACCCUUUGUUCCGGACACCCCUGCUGCACGAGCUGAUCUGGCUGCACAGUACACCACCGUCAGCAGGUUGGAUCAGGGAAUCGGAUUAGUUCUUCGAGAGCUACGUGAUGCGGGUUACGAGAACGACACUCUGGUCAUUUACAGCUCGGAUAAUGGCAUCCCCUUCCCUAACGGCAGAACCAACUUGUAUCAUUCUGGGAUUGCGGAGCCUAUGCUGGUCUCCUCUCCUGAGCAUAGGCAGCGCUGGGGAGACGCCAGCGAAGCUUACGUCAGCUUGCUGGACAUCACUCCCACCAUCCUGGACUGGUUUUCCAUUCCAUACCCUACCUACUAUCUUCCCGGCAGCUCUGCCGCCCAAGUCCACCUCACAGGUCGCUCCCUGUUGCCUGCACUGGUCACUGAACCGAGCACCUGGAGCACCGUCUUCGCCAGCCAGUCGCUGCACGAGGUGACAAUGUUCUAUCCCAUGCGCUCCAUCCAGCAGGGGGCGUUCCACCUCCUUCACAACCACCAGUACCGCAUGCCCUUCCCCAUCGACCAGGACCUGUAUGUGUCACCUUCCUUCCAAGACCUGCUGAAUCGGACCCGGCAGCACCAGCCGACUCACUGGUUCAAAAGCCUGCAGCAGUAUUACUACAGAGAGCGCUGGGAGCUGUACGACACCAGGUCAGAUCCUCUUGAGACCCAGAACCUUGUGGCAGACCCGUCCUACAGUGGCGUGCUGGAUAGCCUGAGGCAAAGUCUGCAGAAGUGGCAGUGGGAGACGGGGGACCCCUGGGUUUGUGGACCAGACUACGUCCUGGAGGACAAGCUGGAGCCGCGCUGCAGGCCGCUCUUUAACGGACUCUAAAGAUGCUCUUGUGCUUCCUGGCUGAUGUAAUCUCUGCGCUGGUGUCCCUGGUUUACCUAGAAUAAUUGACUCUGAGUGUUUUUACUGUCUAAUACACUGAAUGAACUCUAAAUAAAUGGCAGUGUUUUUAGUUUGUAUUUAUGUAAUUCAAGUGAUCCAGAUCUGUAAUAGGUUUGAUGCAUUUAAAGGUACGUCCAGACCCUUCUGUGACCUGCUUUUAUAGAAUUACACCGCUCGCAUGAAGGGAAAUCACCGAGCUCUUCAUGAGGAGAGCUGAUGAAGCGUGGCAGCUAAGGUCGGUAAAUCAAUCUGGGGAAGGGAUUAUUGAUGAGGGCAGUUUUCCCCCUCUGCUGGAGUGAAAUCUGCUCAAAGUUUCACACACAUCAGUCAGACCACUAAAUCCUUUCAAUUGAUCCUCCUUUGAUUCGGCUGUGUUCUUUAUGUGGAACAUAAAAGGCCCAACGUGGAUUCCAUGGGUUCGGCGCGGUCACCUGCCAACAUCACUAACUCUCUGGGCCUCCUCCACGUUUGAGCUGUUUCACCCUCUCCCUCUCUUCACGUUCU